AGAAAGGAAAAGCGAGAGACAAAGAAAGAGUAAGAGAAGAAAAAAAGGAAAUAAAGGCAGAAGAAACUAAAUAACGAAGGAAAAGGAAAAGGAAAAAGAAAACGAAAAACGAAAGACAAAACGGGAAAAUAACGUAUCAAAGUAUCAGAAACGUAUCAAAGUAUCACAACAUCACAGCGGCCUUUUAAACAUGGACCUCAACACAACUUCACUCACCACCACCAUGCCCACCACAAUCACCACCACCACGCCCCCGCCCACGUCCUUACCCAUGGCCUGGCCGCUGCUGGCGUUCCUGGCGGUGGUGGUGGGCGGGGUGCUGGUUGGCUUUGCUGUGUGGGCGUGGCGGGACAUCAGAGACACUUAUCGGUGGUAUCAGGAGGUCGUGUUUCUGGACGAGGAGGAGCUGAGGCGAGAGCGAGAGGCGGAGCGCGAGGAGGAAAGACGAGCGGAAGACGAGAGGAACGCAGCGAACCAAAUAGACAACACUUCACGAUCUUCCAGUAGCUCCUAUGACUCUUUGUUUUACCAGCAACGGCGCUCCAGACCCGAGGAAAGACGCCCUCUGUCCUAUCCCUUCACCUCCUACUUCACAAUGGACUCUGAAUUCUAGACACGGCCGGGAAGAUGAACGUGCGGGGGGGAAGGAGAGACAGACAGGGCAGGAAAAAGAGGAAAUAGACGUAGAGAAAGAGAGAAUAAGGGAAAGGUAAGGAUAAGAGGUGAAAGAAGGAAGAUGUAGGUGAAAGAGGGAAGGAAAGACAGGCAGGGUAGGAUAAAUGAGAGGGAUAAGACGUAGAGAAGAAAACAAUGAGAGUAAGAGAAAGGUAAGGGAAAAGAGGGAAAAGAGACGUAGAGAAGAAAAUGAGAGUAAGAGAAACGUAAGAGGAAAAGAGGGAAAAGAGACGUGAAAGAUGGAAGAAAGGAAAAGCAAGAUUAUAAAGAAAGGAGAAAGAGACAGGAAGGAAGGGAAGUUAAGAGGAAGGUGAGGGAAAAUACGUCAAGAAAAGCAAUUUAAGAGGAAAGUUAGGAAAAGAGAGAGAAGGAGAAUGAGGAAAGUGAAGGAAAGAAGAAAACGAGGAAACAAAGGCUGAGAAGUUAGAGAUUAGGUGUUUAGGGAAGUUUUCAGUUUAUAAGCUGUUAAGGACUAUAAUGUGAUGUUUGAAGGAAGCUUUGGGAGGAGUUCUUGAUUUUAAGCUGAGGACUAAUGUAUGCAGGUUUUGAGGGAAGUUUUAGAGGUUUCAAGCUGAGAGAGAGAGAGAGAGAGAUUAUAAUGUAUGAAGUAUUGAAGGAAGUUUUGUAUGCAGGUUUUGAUGGAAGUUUUGGAGGUUUCAAGCUGAGAAAGAUUAUAGUGUAUGAAGUAUUGAAGGAAGUUUUACGAUUUUAUUAUUUUUUAAGGACUAGAGUAUAACAUUUUUGAAGUUAGUUUUACGACUUUUCCAGCUGAGAAGGACCAGUGUAUGAAGUUUUUGAAGGAAGUUUUACGAUUCUAUGAAGUUUUGGUGUAUGAGGU
Messenger RNA from Portunus trituberculatus (swimming crab), 1513 nucleotides. RefSeq lists its product as uncharacterized. The transcript is spliced from 2 exons. The record is from RefSeq and is a predicted model, not a curated record. Bases 191 to 613 code for a protein of 140 amino acids. Lineage: Eukaryota; Metazoa; Arthropoda; Malacostraca; Decapoda; Portunidae.